Messenger RNA from Paramacrobiotus metropolitanus, 4452 nucleotides. RefSeq names its product 1-phosphatidylinositol 4,5-bisphosphate phosphodiesterase gamma-2-like. The transcript is spliced from 30 exons. Gene Ontology annotation, molecular function: protein binding; phosphatidylinositol-4,5-bisphosphate phospholipase C activity. Gene Ontology annotation, biological process: phosphatidylinositol-mediated signaling; lipid metabolic process. NCBI's taxonomy places the organism in Eukaryota, Metazoa, Tardigrada, Eutardigrada, Parachela, Macrobiotidae. Bases 194 to 4132 code for a protein of 1312 amino acids. The record is from RefSeq and is a predicted model, not a curated record.
AUCGGUACACGUUAUACAGGAAGUUUCAUAGUCAUUUUCUAGAGCAUGUAUUCGUACGAUCCACACUCAUCAUUCAAAUACUUACUUCCAUGGCUGCGGUUAUCCGAACGAGUAGUGCAUCGUUCUCGAGUUGAAAUUAACGAUAAAACAGUCUAAUGUUGGUAUUGUUCUUGGGAAAGACAAACACGUACAUAUGACCGCUGCCGGAAACAGAAGGAUGACCGACACCGCAACACUGCCGGAUGCGGAGCGGGAUCUCCAGUCUCUGGAAUCGGGUACUCCGCUGGAAUCACAUUUCUCUGGGAAGCGACCACAAACCGGUGUGCUCCGGCUGAACCGGCAAACGCACCAGAUUUUAUGGAUUCCCGGUGAGCCUCGCGGACGACGCACAGUCAAUCUGCACUCAAUCAGGGAAGUGCGGAAUAACAGGACGUUUAAAGAUUUUGAGAAGUCGGAAGACGGACAAGUGCAUAUGCAACCCCAAAAUUAUUUUGUGAUAUUUUACGGUGAUUCCUUUGUGCUGUCAUCUUUGAGCUUUAGUUGUGAAUCAGUUGAUAUUCCUAAGCGCUGGACACGUGUUUUAACUCAGCUCUGUUGGGAAUACAAACGAUAUCACUUUAGUGAUCUCUGUCAAAUGUGGUUAAGACAGAAAUUUGAUUUGGAGAAACAAGCAAGACAACACCUGACUUUGCAAGACACAAGGCGGUUUUUUAUCAGUUGUAAUUUGAAAUUGGACAUCGGGAAACUCCGCGAUGACCUUCUGCGUGUCAACGACCAACUGGACAGCAAUAAUACGUUACAAGACCAUAUCGUGCAUUUUGAUGAUUUCCAUAAACUUUACGGGAAAUAUAUGCGCGAAGUUACAACAGAGAUAUAUGACACCUACCUACACUUUCAUUCCGCAAACCAAAUCUCUAUAUCGGAGACAGACUUUUCCCGCUUUUUAUGCGACGAACAACACGAGCCCGAGGAUACAGUUUCCGAACGCAUCGACCAUCUUUUCGGACCCAACAAUCGCGAUCACGAUAUCACCCCAGAGCAAUUCGUGGAUUACUUAUUUUCGCGAGACAAUUCAGUAUUUGAUCCGAAAUUCUCCACGGUUUACCAAGAUAUGACGUUACCUAUGACUUACUACUGGAUCGCAAGCUCGCACAAUACGUAUCUUACUGGGAAUCAGUUGAACAGCGAAUCUUCUCCGGAAGCGUAUGUCAGAUGUUUAAGGGCCGGCGCCAGAUGUAUAGAGCUUUCGCAACUGAAAAGUGUAUUGGAUGCAAUUGCCGAGCACGCCUUCGUUGCAUCUCCAUACCCCGUAAUUCUCUCGAUCGAAGACCACUGCUGCACGAAACAACAACAGACAAUGGCGGAAAUGUUUAAAUUUGUCUUUUCGGAUAUGCUUCUAACCGCGCCACUUCAAACAAAUAGCAACAACAUGAUGCCAUCACCUAGGGAUCUUUUGGGAAAAAUUAUUGUUAAGCACAAAGUGCUGAAACUCGAUUCAGGAAGAGGGAGGGACAUGAUAAAAACGUUAUCACUUAAUACAAGCUGCAGUGAAGACGAAAGUACGCGAAAUCUUCCGGCUACCGCAAUAACGCAUCGUGGUAAAAUGCUCGUGGAAAUCAAGAACAAUUAUAACGGCGCCUCAUCGCUUCCGAACAGGAACAUACCCGAUGUGGAAUGGAUUUCCCAGUAUUUUGUUUUGGCUAACAAUAAAUUAUACCACAUGGACGAAGAGCCACAUAUCGACGAAUUCGAUGGGUCGCAAACAAAUGACAGUGCCGAAGAGGAAGCAACCACAAAUUCCGAAAGCGAUUGUGACCUUCAUUUGGACGAGCUGUGGUAUCACGGUUACUUAGUUGGGCCGACUGACGCAGCCCGGUUGCUUGAUUCUUAUGAGCACAAAACGGAUGGAUUAUUCGUUGUAAGAAGAAGCGAAAACAAUCCAGGCGACUGUACGAUAUCCUUUCUACGAGAUCAUAAAAUAUAUCAUGGCCGGAUCAAACAUAUGCGGGAGAAUGGAAAAAGCGUGUAUUUCAUGGAUCGGAAUAUUGGUGUCGCCAGCGAAAUCGGCCCGGGACAGAAGAAAGCCGAUAGCAUUUAUGAACUGGUCACGCAUUAUCAGUCCAGACCACUGGUUUUCCAUUACGGCAACAGCAGGGAGCAGUUUGAAAUUCUUCUUCGCGACACAGUACCGCAACCGCAGCCUCAUUUGCAAGAGCCAUGGUUUCAUGGACAUAUGACCAGAAAAGUUGCUGAAGAGAUUCUCGAAAUGCGGAGUAAAGAGGAAGGUUUGUUCCUCGUUAGAAACAGCCAAAACGAUCCGCAAAAAUUUGUGAUUUCCUUCAAUGCAAGCAACGCGCCAAGACAUUUGUCGAUUGAUCACGAGAAACGUUUGUUCCACAUUGACCCUACUGUAAAAGGAUUUGAAGCAUUGCGAGAAAUCGUGCAACAUUUCCAAAGAGUGCAGAUUUUCAAUCAGACCCGGCUCAGCAAAGAAGGUGUCAAUACUGCUGAGGCGCAGCAAAUGCUAAACCAAAGAAAUGACGGGAACCCCAUUGGAGGAGACGUUGGCGCUUCUGUGAACUAUUUCAUAAAUGGACAGCCUUACCAUUAUAUUCCCUACAGGAGCACCUGCCGAGUCAUCUUUGAUUACACCGCUCGUUCACCGGAAGAACUGACCUUACCCAUUGGCGCCACGAUAACAAAUGUUGAGAAAUCCAGUGUGCGAGGGAGUGCAUGGUGGACGGGAGACUUCGGGCAAGCUUCCCGCGGCUUGUUCCCGGCUGCCGUUGUAAUGGAAAUAAAGCCACAUCUAACGCGGUAUUCCUCUAUGAGCAACCACUGGGAUGACCUUUUAUUAGGUCCCACCCAGCGUGGUUGCAUUCCCCUUUCCAAUGAAAUGACGGUGAAGUGUGCUAAGAAGACUGAAGAAGACAAACAACAUAUUUUCCGUGUACGAUCUAAAACUCAGAGGAUAUCGUUCGCUUGUGAGAGCCGGGAACAAAUGAACGAAUGGAUAAGAAAGAUCAAGUCCAGCAUAAGCGAUACCGAGAAACAGAAGAAAAUCAUGGUCAAUAUGCAAGCAAAAUGGAAGUGUGCAAGAGAAAUGUCGGAUAUUACCAUUUAUUUUCACAGUGGUUCAAAAUUUGACCUGAAUCGACCAAGUGAGAAACCAGAUUUUCGCAAAAUGACUUCCUUCGAACAAACGGCCGUAAAAGAAUUACUUGGGAAGGACAAAUGUAAGCAGUAUUUAAGAUACCACCGCAUCCAGUUCAGCAGAGUCUAUCCGGAUAAGUGGGCAGUCAUGUCGGCUAACUACGAUCCUGUUAGGGCGUGGUUAGCGGGAGUCCAAAUGGUAGCUUUGAAUUAUCAAAAGCCAGAUGAGCCGAUGCAAAUUAAUCAAGCCAGAUUUAUGGAUAAUGGUGGAUGUGGGUACGUUUUACAACCGGAUUACAUGCGUUCCGACAAUUAUGAUCCACACGAUCCUCGAACACUAUCGGUAGAGCCAAUUUUCAUCACUUUUACGGUUAUUGGUGCGCGAAACCUACCCGGAAGAGCCGGAUUUUCUGGUCGGUCAAAAUGCAUUGUCAGGCCAAGAGUGGAAGUGCAUAUUCUGGGAGCACCAUAUGAUUGUGCAGCGAGAAUAGUCCAGCAAAAUGCCGGGGAAAACGGCUUCAAUCCACUUUUUAACGACGCGGUGUCCUUCGAUAUUCACAACGUGGAAGUGGCUUUUGUUCGCUUUGUGGUCAACGAUCUGGAUCGAUUGGACAAUGUGGGAUUCUUAGCCCAAGCGACCUUCCCUGUUAAAACACUCAGGACCGGCUUCCGUUCCAUCCAGCUGAAAAACGGAUACGGCGAAGAUAUUCCCAUGGCUACUUUACUUGUAAAAGUCGAGCGCAUUAGCUUGAGAGGAAUUGAUAAAGAGAGCCAGGGAGUUUAUUUGGCUUUGCAAGAUUAUCGUCAGAAAGUUGAUGAUAUAAAUCAGUUAAGGAGUCAGCAAGGCAAUCAACCCCUUAGCAAUGAAAUGAACAACGAACUUAAAAAAGCUGAAUCUGGACUGGCAACAACGAGCGGUUUAUGGCUGCAAAUUUUGACAAGAGAAAAAGCGAAGUCGAUGAAAAAUCGCUCUGGAUAAGAGAAAAGAUUGCUGUUUAUUAAAAGCGUUGGUGCCUGACCUGCCGGUUCCGACAAGAUCCGCAGUGACCACGGGUAGCCUUUGCUUAUCACCGUUCAGACUAUUGUUAUUGCACUUUGCUUUUGUUAUCAGUUAACUGUUUGUCAAAUACUGUAAUCGCAAAAUCUAUGUGAUUUUUUUCUAGUUUUAUACACAUUUUUUGUUUUUUUCCGCUAGUUGUUGAUAAUAUUUUUGAACGAUUGUUGCACUGUAAUAAUAAUGAGCUACACCAGUUACCAUUCGGUACAGGGACGUGAAGAGCACAACAGAAAGUACAGUAC